Messenger RNA from Sclerotinia borealis F-4128, 10863 nucleotides. Lineage: Eukaryota; Fungi; Ascomycota; Leotiomycetes; Helotiales; Sclerotiniaceae. The record is from the annotation of a GenBank genome assembly.
AUGGGAGUUCCGGCUUUGUUCAGAUGGCUGACCAAGCAAUAUCCCAAGAUUGUAUCUCCUGUUAUUGAAGAACACCCACGCGAAAUCGAUGGCCAGAUUAUCCCAGUUGAUAUCAGAGGACCAAAUCCGAACGGGGAGGAAACCGACAAUCUUUAUUUGGACAUGAAUGGAAUCGUACACCCUUGUAGUCAUCCGGAGGAUCGUCCCCCACCCCAAGAUGAAGAGGAAAUGAUGUUGGAAAUCUUCAAGUACACGGAUCGAGUUGUCAAUAUGGUGCGACCCAGGAAACUAUUGAUGAUUGCUAUUGAUGGAGUAGCGCCACGUGCUAAAAUGAACCAACAACGAUCUCGCCGAUUUCGUUCUGCUCAAGAGGCAAAGGAGAAGGCGGAGGAUAAGGUAGAACUGCUUAAGAUGUUGAAGUCACAAGGUAGCCAUGUUGAAGAGACAGAAGUCAAGAAAGCCUGGGAUUCCAACGAAAUUACCCCGGGAACUCCAUUCAUGGACAUAUUGGCCGCCAGUCUCAGAUAUUGGAUUGCAUACAAACUCAACACUGACCCAGCUUGGGCCAAGAUGAAAGUCAUCAUCUCAGACUCUACCGUUCCUGGAGAGGGUGAACACAAAAUCAUGGAAUUUGUCAGAUCCCAAAGAUCCUCCCCCGAUCAUAAUCCCAACACCCGACAUGUCAUGUACGGAUUAGAUGCUGACUUGAUCAUGUUGGGUCUGGCAACGCAUGAACCUCAUUUCCGUAUCUUGAGAGAAGAUGUGUUCUUUAAUGAUGGAAAGCCACGGACCUGCAAAUUGUGCGGCCAAGCUGGCCAUGAAGCCCGAGAAUGUAAAGGCAUGUACAAGAUAAAGGAUGGUGAGUUUGAUGAAAAGGCUAGCGCCCCUGCUCUCAAACCAUUUAUCUGGCUGCAUGUCUCUAUCCUUCGUGAAUACUUGGCGGCAGAGAUGUAUGUUCCUAGCCAACCUUUCAGAUUUGAUCUCGAAAGGGCUCUAGACGAUUGGGUUUUUAUGUGUUUCUUUGUCGGCAAUGAUUUCUUACCUCAUCUUCCUAGUCUUGAGAUUCGAGAGGAUGGUAUUAAUACUUUGAUUGCCAUCUGGCGUGAUAAUAUUCCCUACAUGGGUGGUUAUCUGACCAAAGAUGGUCAUGUUGACCUUGAAAGAGCUCAAUUCAUCCUUGAUGGACUAGCCAAGCAGGAGGAUGCCAUCUUCCGGCGAAGAAGAAAGGCCGAAGAGAACUUCCAAAAGAAGCGCAAGCUCAACAAUGAGCGAAAUGAACGAUACGGUCGUGGUCGUGGAAACAACGGUGGUGUUCAGGACUCGUCAUCUAAUGGCAGACAGCCUCCUGGCGGAGCUGCUCCAACCGGCUUGCCACUUUUCACUCCCGGUAACAUCACCAAGGAAGCAAAGGCUGUGACCCAUGACAUGGUAGUUAACCGAGGUGCAACCUACAAGGCCAAUAUAGCCAAUAAAAGCGCGGCUGCAGCACUGAAGGAACUGAUGAAUAGCAAGCUAGCUGAUGAUGAUAACGGUGAGCUUAAAAUCGAUGAUCUCUCGGCAGACGUACCAGCGACUGCACUGGGAAAACGUAAAGCUGAACUCAUCGAGGAUGAUGACAGCAGUACACCAGGACGCAACACGCCAACCCCUGGGACACCAGGAACGCCAACAACACCUGGCGAUGACCUUCCUCCUGACUCCGUCAGAUUAUGGGAAGAUGGUUACGCUGAUAGAUACUAUGAGCAGAAGUUCAACCGGGAUCCUAAGGAUAUUGAAUUUCGUCAUGAGGUUGGUAGAGCCUAUGUGGAAGGAUUAGCAUGGGUCUUGCUAUACUAUUUUCAAGGAUGCCCAUCUUGGGAUUGGUAUUAUCCUUACCAUUAUGCCCCUUUCGCCGCCGAUUUUGCCAAUCUCAAGGACAUGAAGAUCAAUUUCCAAAAAGGCAGGAUUUUUAGACCAUUCGAACAACUUAUGGGAGUCCUUCCUGCGGCUUCAAGACAAGCUAUUCCCGAGGAAUUCCAUCACCUAAUGACCAAUGAAGACAGUGAAAUUAUCGAUUUCUAUCCAGAGGACUUUACGGUUGAUCUGAACGGUAAGAAAUUCGCUUGGCAAGGAGUUGCUCUAUUGCCAUUCAUUGACUCAGAGCGGUUGCUUGAUGCAAUGGCUAAGGUGUAUCCCUUAUUGCCUGCGGAUGUUUCAGCCCGCAAUGGUCUUGGAAAAGAUGUUCUUCUGGUAUCGGAAGCCCAUCACACUCUCUACGACGAGAUCACUAGCAAGUUCUAUUCAAAGAAGCAGGACUCGCCUCAUAUGAAGUUGAACCCCAAGGUCAGUGAAGGGUUGACAGGACGAGUUGAGAAGAACGAGGAUUACCUUCCUUACAGCUCUUUAAUUUUUCCGUUGGAGAGUGGAGCAAUGCCAGGCCUUGACGAGGAUCGAUCAAUACGUGUACAUUACGAAAUGCCCAAAUCUAAUCAUAAUCACAAGUCUAUGUUGUUGGUCGGGGUUGAUUUCGGCCAGGCGGCACUCAAUCAGAGCGAUAUUGAAAUGACGAAAAGCAGGGCAGCUAGAUCAGGUCGGAACUAUGGCGGAGUGCCUUUACAAGGUGAUGGAAGAGGUCGUAACCAAUUCAACUACGGUUCUGGUAAUAACAACCGUGGCAACGGCAAUCGUUAUAGCGGUCCAGGAACAACAGCACCUAGGUAUAAUAACCAAUCGUAUGGUUCUCAGAACAAUCACAACAACCACAGUCAGCCACCGCCUCCUCCAGGCUGGCAGCCACCCCCACCAGGACUUGGUGGUUUUGCUCGUGGACCUCCUCCACCGCCGCCGGGAUCAUACGGUGGGUAUCCUCCAAACAAUGGUCAGCCAAGAGGAAACGCAGACGGUCAUGGAGGUAAUUACAACAACUAUGACAACUAUGGUGGACGACGGCAAAUAAAUGGGGAGGCAUGGCAUUACCAAAAGAAAAGCGCAAGAGAAUUUGAAAAUAGGUUAUACGCCCCCAGCUCUACUGAGCAUUCAUCUACAACGAACGACGAACGACAAACGCGCAUUCUCGAAGUGCAUGUCGGACAAUCACUGAGUGGUCUGGCGUGGUUGCCAACGCCGCCCGCACAAGUCAUGAGUGAUAACUCAAAUCUAGUCAUUACUUUGGUGGAGAGGCUGAUUACAAAACUUCCACAUAAAACUGGCGCCGAUGCGCACGACCUCAAUCGCGAUGACAUUGCCCUCUUGAGUCGCGCUACCCUCGUCAAUAUCAGUAAACCAUCUAUAGCGGUUGUUGCCGAAGCCCUUGUGCAACUGCUAGAGGAUCUGGCACGACCAUUUAAAACAAUAUCAGCGCAUCCAUUGUACGUUUUACACUCAGAGUUUUACGUGCUUGAGCUGUUAGCGGAAUGCUGUACAACGCACUGGGAAAGCAUCAAUACUUCAGAAAAUGCGAUUGAUAGAGAAGAUGUACUCUCCCAGGGUUAUAGGUCCGACGAUAGCACGAAGCCCGAAGGACGGAGGGCAUCCAGAAACAAACUUUUGGCACGCGAUAACCCUCCAGAGGCUUUAGACGAUGAUUUGGCCAAAAGAUUGAUAGAUGUGAUCAAGUUGUUCUCGAAUCCUAUACCCGAUGGCUAUAUACUUCCGGCAUCCAACAUUUUAGACGAUGUUCUUGGGUCCCCUCUCGCUCAUGAUCCAUCAGGCUUAGACUUUUUGAACGGCACAAAUGGGCAACAUAAUGGAACCGAUGCUGCAAUAUUGAUACAGGAGCAUUCAGAAUCCACUGAAUCAUGCAUAAGGAAAGUUGUGGAAUUUGUUUCCUUCUCCAAUUGGCCCCGGACUCUCGAGUAUUUGCGGGGCUCCCUUCGUGGACUGCUGGCGGCCCAACCUUCAAAUGGAAACCAAGCACAAAUCGGUGCCCUAGUCGAUGAUGAAGCGCUCGUCACUGUACGAUUGAUCCCGUCUUUUUGGGUUGACAGUCGAAAGCUGGGUGUUAUCAUACAAGAGUUAUGUGGCAGCUUCUUGCACCUGCGCAAGGCCUUUCAGACUAUUGUGGCAAUAGUCGUGCCCCAACUAAUCACCCGAUGGCUGGAGCGAAAUCCCGAAGAUUUCAUUGAGCUGCACACAAUGCACAAAAGGCUAGACGGUGGAGCGGAAACACUCUUUGAUAUGACAAAUACAAUGAUGGAUGCUGGAAGACGAAAAACAUUAUUAUUUCCAUUUCAAACGUCUCUACUAUUCCUGCUCCCAGACGUCUUUGAAGUCGCUAGCAAUAUGAGAGAUAUUAAAAGUAGCAGUAUCUCCAAGAAGGUAUCGUUUUUGGAGAUGCUGAGAAAGACUUUAAGAAACAGAAAUGAAGCAGCCAUUUAUUGUUUGACUUCCGUUCUGCGAGUUGCAAGACAUUUUCCUCUCGAUAGUGAUUCGGCACUUCUGAGCUAUGCCCUAGAUGUCCAGGAAGAAGUGCGCGAAGCAGUAUUUAGGAGAUACGCGGUGGGUGCAGAAAAUACAACCAUUGACUCUGGGUUAAUGACAGCAGCAUUUGUCAGUUUGGCGCAUUUAAAUUUCAAAGCUUGCGUUGAUGGCCUCGCACCAUUCUGUCUUGCUCCCAACACGUCUCCAGAUUUCAAACUUGCGGUAAUAAGAGCAUGUACGCAUUUCGCAAAACAGUCCAAUGCCAGUGACUACGGGCCAUUAUUUAUUAAGAUGUCUGAAUUCAUUCGCGCCUACAUGAAGGGAACAACAUUGAGAUACAGAGACUCCUACCCCCUCGAACACAUGACCCUGAACAGACAAACGAAAUUUGCAUCAUCAGGAGAAUUGGUGUACAGCAUGCUAGUAUUCUUGGACGUAUAUCCUAGUGCCAUAUUUAUUGGCCUGGACCUAGACUCACAUAAUGAUGACACCACUUUCGAGGACAUAUACGCUGCUUUCAUGGCCUUCCUGACCUCCGAAGAUGAGAAAAUUAGACUUUUAACAAGUGAAGUUUGUCGCAGUUCAUUGAUUGUAGCCACGGUGUCUACAUGGCGAAGUAAAAAUUUUAGCCUCUCCAGUAACAUGAAAUUCAAUUUCUGGGAGUCAACGUCGGUUAUCCUCAGUUCAAUUUCAAGCAAAAUCAUCAACCAGACUGUUGACGAACACUCUGCUCUUGGCUUCGUACAUGGCUACUUGCAAGCAAGGCUUGGUUUAAUGAAAAAGAUUAAAGACUUGACGGAAUUAGAGGAAGAUGUUUCGGAACGGUUAGCAGCAUAUUCUAUGAUGGAAACGUCAUUUUUGGUUACACUUUGCUCGCCCGAUAUAGCAAUAUGCCAGCUCGUCGCGUCAAGCAUCUCGUUAUUCGCAGAAGAGAUUCGUCUUGUUGAAUCUGCGCCGGACUUCACUAAACUAUCCCUAGCAAGUGCGCGUAACAUGGGUGUUUACCAAGAGCUUGCUUCAAAAGACUUCCGAUUUACAGGUUUAGUUGCUUUUCAGAAACGGGCGAGAGGUCUCCUACGCCAAAUGCAAUACCCCACUGCCGGUAUCAUAAAUGCAUGGGAGACCAUUUUUGAUCGGUGGGUUAGAUUAUCCAAGCAACUUGUUGCGCGCUCAGAAAUUUUUGAUGAAAGGUCUUUGGGAGAGUGGCGCAAUUGUUCUGGAUUUCUUGCUUCUCUUGGCGGCACCUGUAUCGCGGGCCAAUCUCUUCUUUCCACUCCGGAUGACCAGGCACUUGCCAGUUUGCGAUGGAUCGAUAAGGCUACUACGGAAAACUACGAUGAAACUUUGCUUAGUCGAUAUAUGCGGCAAAGUGUCCAAUUACUAGCGAGCAAUAGUAUCAGGAUACGUGAAGGCACCAGAGAUGCCCUCUCCAGUGAUCUUGCCAAGGCAUUAUAUAUGCCUCUAUUCGAAGCGCUCCAAUCAGAACUUGACGUUUUGUUUGAUAGCCCACGAAGCAAUGCAAUUCCCGUUGAUUCUCGAAUCGUCUUUGCAGAGCAGGCAGCAGCACUUCUGAAAAGCAUCGUUGAAAAGCUCGGAAGCCCAGCUGAAUUAGGUACGGGAAUGUCGGCUGAUAUUGGUGCCUUAGCACUCAAUUUUGCGAAAUUUUUGAAUGGCUCGGCAGAUGGGGCAAGCGCAUUGAGAGUCAAAAUUAAGAUUUGUCAGUUAUGUGAAACUCUCACACAGAAGAAAGAACUCUUGAAUUUGAGGCACGAUGUGCGUAUUCGUAAUCAGCUUUUGGAAGUGAUUUUUGGAUGGAUCGCUCGCCCAGGAACUCCAAAUGUCGAUACUGGUGCUCACCUAGUUGGCACUCGUAUUGAUGAGCUUCUUCGCCUCCAGAAAGAUCUUGACCGAGCUUCUUUGAAGGCACUAGCAGAAUUAACUUAUCGUCUCCCCUUGCAACCAGCCGAAGGCCAAUCCGAUGCAGAUACAAGCGACUUGAAGUCACAGAUGUUCCAUACAUACUUCAACAGGUUCUUGUCUCUCCUCAAUUACGAAACGGCUGAAAUAGGUAGGAAUGAAGUUCGGCUAACAUCUGCAGUGAGCGAUGAUUCUAUGAGCAGUCCGGAGCUUGCAAUUUCGGCACUUUCUAAUCUCCUAAGUGCAAACAUUGAUGUUGGCCUCAAACAUUCCUUAGGUAUUGGUUAUCAUGAAGAUCUUGAAGUUAGAACAGCCUUCGUCAAAGUGCUUUGCAACAUUUUGAUACAGGGUACCGAAUUUAACAAUUUGUCUGAUGCAGCUGUGAACCAAAAGUACGAUGAACUUCUUGAACUACUUGUUAAUGACAUGACACUUACCAUUGCACUUUGCGAUGCUUGCCCAAGUACGGAAGUGGAUGAGAUGACCAUCUCACUUCUCAAUAUUUUUGACUCCCGCGGCAUGGGCUUUUCUUUGCUUGAAGCGCUCAUCGAGCAUGAGGUUGAGGAAACCGAAAACGAGGCUGAACUUUUGAGAAGAAAUUGUGUUGCCACCAAGCUGCUGUCCGUCUAUGCCAAAUGGAAGGGUGCUACGUAUCUAAAGGCAACACUACAGAAGGUUUUGGAGCGCCUUGUUCUCACUUCAAAAGAUCUGGACCUUGAACUUGAUCCUGCCAGAACAGCGUCUCCCGAAGAGUUGCAGAAAAAUGCUCUUCAACUUCGCGUAGUGACAAAAGUAUUCAUCGAUGAUAUAUGCAAUUCGGCAUCACGGAUUCCCGUGUCUUUUCGGAAGAUCUGCAGUAUUAUAUCCUCUUGCGUGAUGAGAAGGUUUCCUGAUGCCAAAUUCACCGCCGUUGGUGCCUUUAUAUUCCUACGAUUCUUCUGCCCAGCGAUUGUCGCUCCUGAUGCAGAAGGUCUGAUAGGGUCCCCACCAUCGAAAGAAAUGCGCAGAGGUCUUCUCCUUAUCGCAAAAGUAGUCCAAAAUCUAGCCAAUAACGUUCUUUUCGGGGCAAAGGAGCCCUACAUGUACCCUUUGAACGACUUCUUGACACAAAAUAUAUAUCGCGUAACGACAUUUUUACGGGAGAUAUCAGCACCUCCUAAUGUCAGAGAACCACUUGCCGAGUCAGAAUCUUUCGAUUUCGGCUCCUGCGUAGCUCUACAUCGGUUUUUGUAUGAUCAUUGGGACCACGUUCGACAAAAACUUGUUCUCCGUGAACGGCAACUCUCUCUUCGAUCACCAAUUGACGGUGCUAAGAGUCACACCCCAGUCCUGGAUGCCCUCCGAACACUCAUUUCUAAUCUUGGACCACCACCAAUGGAUGUUUCUUGGAAUAGGCCAGCAAUUUCACAAAACACCCCUCCCUCGUAUUCACGCUUCCAACAUUUCAUGCUUCGAAACGCUGGUCGAAGUUCGGAAGCUGUGGUAUCAAAUAGAGCCGUGUAUGAUGGUGGCGAAAGCAAGGAUGGAUUAUCGAUGAUAUGCAUUAUACUUCGAAACAUUGAUACAGAAGGAACAGAUUUUGAUCUCUUGUUAUAUGUAUACUUGAAGAUUGCAAGUCGCAUGUGGCAUAAGCCGUUUGGUAUCUUGAUCGAUGCGACCUGUUAUAACGGCCAAAACGAGCCUCAAGAUGCGCUUUUUCGAAGACUUGAUCUGCUUACACCAUCAGAACUUUCAAAGCAGCUGUCCAGGGUAUAUGUAUACAACAUGAACAGUGCAUUUAGGAAAUGUUUCCGCCGCAUUCUUCGUUUAUCUGCAAAGAGUGAGAAUAGUGCCUUCCAUCCAAAAAAUGUGGACUAUCACCUGAUUGGUAGUCUUCAAGAUUUGCAAUCUCACUUCCAUCUCACACAGCUUCACUUGCCAAAAGAGACGAUCAGCGUUGUCACAGACACAAGAUACGUCUUCCAGCCCAUUAUAAGAUUAUCUAAAACGAAAGGUAAAGUCGAGGUAAUCAUCAAGAUUGGUAGUCAAUUUGUUCAAGUGACUACAACGAAGAAACAAGAAGUUGUUCCAGGUCUUAGACUACAUGCCACAGUCAAUGAUAUCUUUCGUUUAUCAGAAGUCGAUGAGGCGCCUACCUCGAUACAGACCGAGGAUGAUUCUGCAUUCGGGUUACGCACUGAUAACGGCAAGAUUGUAAUGUAUUUCACCAGUCCAAGAAAGGUCGAUGUUUUACAAGCGAUUCGCAGUGCCAAGACUAAGCACGGAAAAGAGUUGAGAACCUUAAAAUCAUUUGAGAGAUUGGUCCGACCGCAAGACGUACCAGGCACACUCCUCAACAUUGCGCUCACGAACAUGGCGAGUCCUGAUGCGGUCCUACGGCUUGCCUCGUACAAUUUACUGUGUGCUUUGUGUCGAGCUUUUAAGUUCGCAGCUGAUUCCAAAUUCAUGAGCACAAGGGAGUUAUGUGUUCCUUUAAACCCAUCACAAUUCAUCAUUGAAAUUAGUGCGCAGUUGGCCCGUUCUGAGCCUCAGCUCACAGGGGAUUUUCUCAAUGAAUUCUUCGUUGGAUGGGAAAGUUUUCCCUAUUCGCAGAGACCCUUAAGUUUGGCAUACAUGGCCCCUUGGCUACCAAGUCUAAGAACCCAUCUCAUACCGAAUGAGGGGGAUAGUGACAAAGGAAGAGACAAAGUCGCCGUGAUAUUCAGGAAGCUUAUUGAGGUAGCCAUAUCUGAUGUUGUUCUCAGCACUACCCUGGAACAAAGCAUCUGGCCUGCGAUCUGCAAGGACGAAGUUUAUAUGGAUAUAUUCCUGGAGGAAAUUCUCAAACCAGCUCUUAAUUUUGGCAUCGAUGAUGAACGGACGGAGAUUCUUGGAUCCAUUCUUGCUUCACUCGGCACGAUUACAAUUCGAGGAAAACUAAUCUCAAGGCUUCGAAAGGCUCUCAAUCGUACUUCACUUCGACCAACAAGGUAUCUUCACGAAAACACUGUUUGGGGUGAGAUCUGUGUUCUUUUAAGACUCUCCCUGUCUGUUUCAUUCGAUAGUGGUGUCCAGUCCCAACUAUACCUCCCGGAAGUGUUCCAUCUUGUCACCAUGCUAGCUAAUACAGGCUCGUCCGACUUAAGAUUGACCGUUCAUCGCUUGCUUGUCAAUACUAUUCAUGCUAUGUGUACCACAUUUGCGUUGGAGGAAAGCAAGCUUACCAAGUUAAAGGUUUUGUUGUCAUCAAUCUCGGAACCUCGGCAAGAAUCUAUGUUUAGUAUAGCAUCAAGAGAUGGUGCUUCUCUUCCAUCAUCACAGGACUCCGGAGCUUCAGCAUUAUUAGCCACGGAGUCACUUGCAAGUCUACUGUCCGAUAUAAGUAUUGUAGCGGCUCCAACGGUUGAUUUGUCAAACGCGUGGCGUGCCAGGUGGAUGAGCCUGGUUGCAAGCACUGCUUUUCAGAGCAAUCCAGCCAUUCAACCCAGAGCAUUUACUGUCAUGGGUUGUUUGGCUCGGGAAGACGUGGACGACGACCUACUGUAUCAAGUGCUCGUAGCACUCAGAAGUAGCAUCGGCCGAUAUAUGGACGAUAGUGACAGUGAGAUGAUGGUUGCUAUUGUCACAGCUCUAACCAAAAUGAUGGAUAAACUCCCAUCGGCGUCACGUUAUGGAACCCAAAUAUUCUGGCUUGCGUUAUCUCUUGUGAGAUUGGUCCCGAUUGGACUUUUUAACUGCGCGGCGAUGUUCCUCGAUGCUGUCCUACUAAAUAUUGGUGCUUCUGGCGAAUUCAGUAAUGGGCGUAUGAUCUCGACAUUGCUACAAGGCCGAACGCCACUUGAUGAAGCAGCAAUACAACUAGACGAGAUAUAUGGGAUCUAUUUCACUACAGAAAACUUCCAUUUCGCGAUUUCUGCAUGCAUGGUCAAAGGCAUGACGGAUUCAUUGACAAGAUCUACUGCUAUGCGGGUUAUAUCAACAUUCCUUGACACGACCGCCGCUAAUUUGCCUGACGGAAUGUCGUUUCCAGAAGAUGUCAGCUGCAUGCCAUAUCUUGGUCUUCUGCUCGGCCGAGCCCUCAACCCCGAAGAUGCAGGGCAUAGCCUAUGGCUUGCUAAUGCGACACAUCGAGAUUGUACCCCAUAUCCAGAAUCAGAUAUGGAUGAUAUAAUACAAAACGCAGGUUUGAAUGAGAAAGAAUUGCUCCUUACUUGCGCUAUUGGCCUCGUCGACUUUCACUAUUUAGACGACACCAUACAGAACCGCGCAUUUCAAUGGCUCAACAAGCUUGCUAUAGCAUCGUCCGGUCCAAUCACUAAUAUACUAGAUGAUGUUCUGAUGUCCUGUCAGAAUUCAGUUACACUCGAAUCUGCACAUCAAUUACUACGUACAAUUACCUCAAAUCCUCAAUUCUCAGCCGCCAUGGAGAACCCAGACGUGUUAGAUAGAGUGCUGGGUAGUAUAGGCUUCGGAGGUUUAUGGAAGAAUUCGACCUACCAAGGCCAUCAUGAGGUCGCUAGAGAAUGUACUGCUUUGACCGAUAAGCUUAUUGAACUUAUCAUUGCAUAG